GAUGAAAAGCCGCAACACCUCGACCCUGGUCGAACACAGCGGGUUGGUUCGACUGGGAGGUCGUCGAAAAGCUUAUGUUAUGGUAGCUGAGUUUCCAUGGGAGAAGUAGGUGGGUGGGUGGAGUCCUGCCUCUGGAGCAACAACGGGAACGAGAAACAAUGCCGGAAACCGGGCCCAACGUCUGACAGAAUGGAAGGUAGGGUAGGGAAAGGCGCUGCGGGGUAGGUCAUUGUGCGCAGGACGGGACUGAUACCAGUGAUCAAACCAGGGUUCGUACGAUUCACACUGAAUAUGCAGAAACAGAAGGUGCCCUGAGUGUUGAUACUACGAACUGUUUAACUGCUAUGUAUCUCAUGUUACAAAUACUCAGGAUCAUCUUCAGUCGUAUUCAGAGCGAUACCCCAGAAAUGGAGCAGAAGGGGGGCAGCUGGAGGUUCGAAUGUUACAGGUAUUGCGAUAAGGUCAGUACAGCUAAGGUAAGUACCUUCCCCUUCACGACCACCAAGUCCCCCAAGUUCCAAGACAGGCCGAAACUGGGCCUUUGUUCCCGCCGGCUGCAAUCCAUCUACUUCGCAGAAUCUGUCAGUUCGGGACACUUAUGUGGCGUUGGGUCUCGAGACAAAUCCGGGACCAGCAACUGUAAGUUACGGCUGAGUAAAAAGGCUAUGGCUAGGACACAGCAGUGUAGGACUUCGGAUGAGCUCGAUACGACGGGCCUAUCAGCAGGCAAGACCUGGAAAUGCGCACGUUGUAAAGCUGAGCGAUGUGGCAUCUCGCCAUGGAAUUUUGACAUCCGCCUCACCCGGCGGCCGCCCAGAGUACAAGGACAGAGUGUGCACGAGAAAGGAUGAAGUCACCUCUGGGUAUCUCUUGAAAGGGCAGGUCGCAAGUCCGGACAACGACAAGGACAUGUUCCGUAUCCCGGGCUCCGAGCCAAACGGC
Parathielavia appendiculata is the source of this 942-nucleotide messenger RNA. RefSeq lists its product as uncharacterized. Bases 345 to 851 code for a protein of 168 amino acids. The record is from RefSeq and is a predicted model, not a curated record. NCBI's taxonomy places the organism in Eukaryota, Fungi, Ascomycota, Sordariomycetes, Sordariales, Chaetomiaceae. The transcript has a single exon.